CGUGACUGUCGCAUAAUGAACAUGCUCGCUUGUGCAUCACUUGUCAUUAGUGGAAUUGACAUUUGGAGUUUGUGACUUUUUCGGCAUUUAACAAAUCGUGAAAACAAGGCAAAAAAUAAAAGAUCAAACUGUAGAAGAAGAAGACUAAAAGAAGUUCUUUAUAUUUUUUUAUACUACUCAAUAUCGAAGCGUGAUUGAAAAAAUUCCGCAAGUAGAGCGCUAGGCGUUCGAAAUUAAACAGCAGGACAAGUUUAAGUGCAAAGUGAAGUAAAUUUGCAGGAUUUCGAUACACAGGAGGUGUUUGCCUGUGGAAGUGACCCUGAGUGCGGGCUGUCUUAACGAAAAAGUAUAGUAGAAUUACGUGCAGCUAGCGCAGUGCCGCUGUGUAGACGUCGAAGUGUUUGUCGGUGUCUAAACAGUCAAGACAAGGUCGCACCGCUGAGUAGCAUACGAAGAAGCAACGACAGGAAUCAACUAAAUUAGAUUUGUUUUACAUCGGUGCUAGAAGCAAUAAAAAAGCAUAAAACACUCGAAAUGGAUGUAUUCCUUAUGAUACGAAGACACAAAACUACAAUUUUUACUGAUGCUAAGGAGAACACAACCGUCGCAGAACUGAAGCGUAUGAUUGAAGGCAUUCUAAAGGUACGUCCACACGAUCAGAAACUAUUCAAUCAGGACAAUGAAAUGAUGGAGGACGAAAACACUUUGCAAGAUUAUGGCAUUCAGAUGUCUACGGCAAAGGCGCAAUCUCCGGCACAGUUAGGACUAGCAUUAAGAGACGAACAUGGAGAUAUCGAGCCGCUCGAAAUCACGCCAUACUCAUCACCACCAGAUCUACCUGAAGUUAUGAAAAAUCAAGAGGCAGCUAAUGGCCAAGAGCAGGUUGCAUAAGGAAAUUCAAAAAUCUAAUACAUACACAACAGCGGCAACAAAGAAAUACUGUAAUAGAACAGACCAGUCGAAAUUAAUACCACAUACAAAGGCACGCAGGAAAUGCAUAUUUUAUAUUACAAGGAUAAAAAUUAGAAACAAAAAUCGACUCAACUUUCAACUCCAGCGUUAAGUGAAUAAUUUAGUUAAAUGCUUUCUUUAAUACGAAAAUAUUACUUUUGUUAAAUGCUUAUUAUGUUAAGUAAUUUGCGCAAAUUUGAUGAUAAACAAAUCAGCAAUAACUCCAAAUUUUAAUACUGGAAAAAAUUUACGUAAUUUUUUCAAAACCUGUUUUAUUAUUAUUAUUUUUCUAACUGCAAACGCGUUUGGGUUUACGUUAAAUAAUUCAAUAAUUGACUACAAAAUUUAAAUUAAAUGAUUUCACAUCCAACGUUACAUAUUUGGCUACAUAUCCCGAAAUUGUAUGACUUGUUUUCGUGUUGAGAACUUUUUAUUAUUGUUUUUUUGUUUUUUUAAUUGCGAAUUUUGUAAAUUGUUAAAAUUAAAAAAAUAAUUUUUAAAUAAG
Messenger RNA from Anastrepha ludens (Mexican fruit fly), 1456 nucleotides. It is a transcript of the gene EloB, whose product is annotated as elongin-B. Bases 535 to 891 code for a protein of 118 amino acids. Lineage: Eukaryota; Metazoa; Arthropoda; Insecta; Diptera; Tephritidae. Gene Ontology annotation, molecular function: protein binding. The transcript has 4 exons. The record is from RefSeq and is a predicted model, not a curated record. Gene Ontology annotation, cellular component: VCB complex; elongin complex. Gene Ontology annotation, biological process: transcription elongation by RNA polymerase II.